CAGGGAGCGUGCCAGCCAGCACUCUCUCUCACAGCAGGAAGUGCCCGCAGGACCGCAGCGAGAAAAAAAAUGACUCAGCACUGUACCAAAUUCUCUGGCCACUGGAAGAUCAUCGUUUGGGAUGAGGAGUGUUUCCAGGGCCGCAGACAUGAGUUCACCUCGGAGUGCGACAACGUGAUGGAGUUCGGCUUCGAGACCGUGCGCUCCUUCCGAGUGGAGAGCGGGGCCUGGGUGGGCUAUGAGCACUCAGCCUACCAGGGCCAGCAGUUUGUCCUGGAGAGGGGGGAGUACCCACGCUGGGACGCCUGGAGUGGCAGCAAUGCCUACCACACCGAGAGGAUGACCUCCUUCAGACCCAUCGCCUGUGCGAAUCACCGCGAGAGCAGGAUGAGUAUCUACGAGCGCGAGAACUUCCUGGGCAGGAAGGGGGAGCUGAGUGAUGACUACCCCUCCCUGCAGGCCAUGGGCUGGUGCAACAACGAGGUGGGAUCCUUCCGCGUGCAGACCGGAGCCUGGGUGUGCUACCAGUAUCCUGGUUACCGUGGAUUCCAGUACAUCAUGGAGUGCGACCACCACUCAGGAGAGUACAAGCACUGGCGAGAGUGGGGAUCCCACGCACAGACUUUCCAGGUGCAGUCCAUCCGUCGCGUGCAGCAGUGACCUCCCUUCAGAUCCACUGUAUAAGUAAAGACGACUAAUAAAGGCUAUUUCUAUGAACUGAAA
This is a messenger RNA of Acipenser ruthenus (sterlet), 723 nucleotides long. RefSeq names its product beta-crystallin A4-like. Bases 70 to 660 code for a protein of 196 amino acids. Gene Ontology annotation, biological process: lens development in camera-type eye; visual perception. The record is from RefSeq and is a predicted model, not a curated record. Gene Ontology annotation, molecular function: structural constituent of eye lens. Lineage: Eukaryota; Metazoa; Chordata; Actinopteri; Acipenseriformes; Acipenseridae. The transcript has 6 exons.